ACAGACUCGGCAGAGCAGGUGUGUGCAGGCCACGGGCCAGCAAUCGGCCGCCGAUGAGCACGCCGGUCUCCGGGAGGCGGCGCUGCGUGCGGAUGGCGCGCGUGCGUUGUUGCCAGUGAGACAGAGCAGGCAACCAGUCUCCCUCGUGCCUGGCGUCCCGCGUGGUUCGUUUGGAGUCGUUCGCCGACGGAUUAGCGCGCCCCGCUGGUGGAUGGGAACCCGAGGCUGAACGCCACGGUGCCCACGGACCCCCUCCAGCUGCCGCCGCCGCCAGAGAAGCGCCCGGCCCGCCGUUCCGUCCUGAGGCUCGCCGUCCGCGCCCUGGUGCUCCGUGGGACACUCACGAUGGUCGGCAAGCUGGUGGUGUCCCUCUGUGCUGUGGCGGCCGUACUCGCGGUCGUCUUUGACCGCGGCACCGCUGUCGCCGACCACCUUGACCAUUGCCCUUCGGAGUGUGAUUGUCACGGACUCACGGUUGACUGUAGUAACCGUGGACUCAAGUUUGUGCCCCGCAACUUACCGCCGGAAGCCAGACGACUGGAUCUGGAAGGCAACAACCUCACCAUUAUACAGAAGGAUGACUUCAAGGGGAUGAAGAAGCUGCGAAUUCUGCAACUCAUGGAAAACCAAAUUCACAUCAUCGACAGGAGCGCCUUUGCGGAUCUCGUUACCAUGGAACGGCUACGGCUCAACAACAACCGGCUUCGUUCCCUCCCGGAUUUGCUGUUUGCGUCCAUGCCCAAUCUCCAUCGACUGGAUCUCAGCCAUAACAAGCUGACCAUGAUCGGCAGGAAAAUGUUCAAGGGUGCCCCGCUCCUGAAAAACCUGCAGAUAGACAACAAUGAGAUAGCGUGUAUAGACGACGGCGCCAUUCGUGGCAUGAGAGACAUGGAAAUUUUGACACUCAACAAAAACAACCUAACUGUGCUCGAAAAAGACCUCUUUGAGGGGAUGCCUAAACUGAGGGUCUUACGAAUAUCGGAAAACCCGUUCUCCUGCGAUUGUCACCUCUCCUGGUUGGCGUCCUGGCUCCGGCGAAAUUCUAGGCUCGGUCUGUUCACCAAGUGUAGCAUGCCAUUCUACCUGAAGGGCAAAUCCAUCGCUGAGCUACAGGAGGAGGACUUCAGAUGCGUAGGCACUUCCCGAGAGCCUUUGAAGGACUGUGUGAGAGAGCCCAUGUGUCCGUACCCAUGUUCCUGCUACGAUGGCGUUGUGGACUGCCGCGAUAAAGGACUGACGAGGAUACCGGAAAAUAUUCCGGAGACGACGACAGAACUUCGGCUCGAGCAGAAUCAAAUAACGGACAUCCCACCACAUGCCUUUACACCAAUGAAGAGACUGCGGAAAAUAGAUCUAAGCAACAACGAGAUCGCGAAGGUUGCUGCUGAUGCGUUCAGUGGUCUAAAGUCGUUGACGUCCUUGGUACUGUAUGGCAACAAGAUUACCGACUUGCCUCCUGGUAUAUUCCACGGAUUGGUGUCUUUACAACUUCUGUUGCUGAACGCUAACAAGAUAUUGUGUGUCCGGAAAGACACAUUUCGGGACCUCCACAACCUGAAUUUGCUGUCCCUGUACGACAACAACAUCCAAGCUCUUGCCAACGGAACGUUCGCUGCGCUCCACAACAUUCAAACCCUGCACCUAGCGCGGAACCCAUUCAUCUGUGACUGCAACUUACGAUGGCUGGCGCUGUACUUGCACAAGAACCCGGUAGAAACGAGUGGGGCCCGCUGCGACCACCCCAAGCGAAUGCAUCGACGUCGCAUCAGCCAGAUGGGUGAAGGCAAAUUUAAAUGUAAAGGUGCUGAGGAGUACAGGACUCGAUUGGCAGGAGAAUGUAUCAUAGACCGCGAGUGUCCAGAGAACUGCGUCUGUGAAGGAACUAUUGUGGACUGUUCCCGAAAGAACCUUGGGGAUAUUCCAAAUGAUCUUCCGAUGUUCACGACAGAAUUGCGACUGAAUGACAACAGCAUCGCUAAAGUUCGGAACAGCGGGGUUUUCAAGAAGCUACCAAACUUGAAUAAGCUAGACCUGCGAAACAAUGAGAUCACAGAUAUUGAAGACAACGCGUUUCUUGGUGCUGGAGCACUAUCGGACUUAUUAUUGACCGAAAAUAAACUGAAACAUGUUCGUCCGAAAAUGUUUGCUGGAUUGACAAACAUCAAGACUCUGAUGCUGCGAACUAACGAACUAACGAGUAUUACUAAUGACACCUUCGCUGACUUGGACUCUGUGCGCCUUCUGUCGCUCUACGAUAACAAAAUCAGGUGCAUAAUGCCUGGCUCAUUUGAGCGUAUGAGUUCCUUGUCCACAUUAAAUCUAUUAGCGAACCCAUUGAAUUGCAACUGUCACCUAAAGUGGCUUUCUGACUGGCUGCGUAAGAAGAAUAUCGUCACUGGAAAUCCACGCUGUCAGACUCCUACUAAUCUAAAGGAUAUUCCUAUUCAGGAUGUCGAAUCAAAAGACUUCGAAUGUGGGGACGCUGAUAUAUACGAGGGAUGUGGCUCUGACAGCCUCUGUCCACACGGUUGUACCUGCAACGGGAACGCUGUCCAUUGCUCCCGGCAGCGUCUCAAGGCGUUUCCCAAGAACAUGCAAGUGACAACAACUGAGCUGUACUUGGACGUGAACGAUAUCGCUGUAGUUCCCAAGGAGUUGAACCUGCUGAAGGACAUCACAAGACUGGACCUUAGCAACAAUCAGAUUUCUGUUUUACCGAACAAUAUAUUCUCAAAUUUGUCCAAGCUUGCCACGUUAAUAAUAAGUUACAACAAGCUCCAGUGCAUACAAGUGGACGGGUUUCGAGGGCUGAAGUCGCUCCGCAUUUUGUCGCUCCACGGAAACGAUAUCUCCAUGAUCCCAGAUGGCGCUUUUAGGGACCUCCAGUCAAUCACGCAUAUAGCCCUAGGAGCCAAUCCCCUAUACUGCGACUGCAACUUGCGGUGGCUCUCUGAUUGGAUCAAGAAGGAUUACAUUGAACCCGGCAUCGCUCGUUGCUCCGAGCCCCAUUCCAUGAAGGAUAAAUUGGUUCUUACGGCGCCGUCCAACCGCUUUGUCUGUACUGGAAAACCAGAGCCUGAUGUUCUUGCGAAGUGCGACGCCUGUUUCACAUUCCCAUGCCAGAAUGGGGCGACAUGUCAAUCGGUGCCACUCCGUGAUUACGAAUGUACAUGCCCUCCGGGAUAUCACGGCCGUAACUGCGAAUAUGUUAUCGACGCCUGCUACGGAAAUCCUUGUGAAAACCACGGCACUUGCAAGGUCUUAGAAGCAGGCCGUUUCAGUUGCCACUGUCCUCCAGGCUUCGAUGGCGAACGCUGCGAAAUCAACAUAGAUGACUGCAUCGACAACAAAUGCGAAAAUAAUGCUACCUGCAUCGACCAGAUAGACGGCUACGACUGCCUUUGUCCACAAGGUCAUACAGGGGAAUAUUGCGAGAAGAAAAUACAUUUCUGCAGCAAAGAAUAUAACCCUUGCAAGAACGGCGCUACCUGCGUUGACCAUACAACUCAUUACGCGUGCGCAUGCGCGGUGGGAUUCACUGGAGACAACUGUACUGUUAACAUUGACGACUGCAAAGAAAAUCUCUGCGUAAACGGCGCUACUUGCGUGGACGAAGUGAACAGCUACAGGUGUAUUUGUCCUGCUGGUUUCAGCGGCACGUUUUGUGAACUGGUGCCUAUGGUCGCCAUGUUGUACCCGAGAACAAGCCCUUGUCAACACCAUGACUGCAAGCACGGCGUAUGCUUCCAGCCCAGCGGUUCAUCUGAUUACAUCUGCAAGUGUACUCCGGGCUUCACCGGGAAGCGAUGCGAGUCGCUGUCUAGCGUCAGUUUCCGUGAAGACUCCUACUUAGAGUUUGAUCCUCUCCAGACGAAACCAACGGCAAACAUUACUAUUAAGUUUGCUACGAAACAGGAAUACGGCGUCAUUGUAUACAAUGGGGAUACGCAUCACAUGGCCGUGGAACUGUUCAAAGGUAGGAUCAGAGUAAGCUAUGACGUGGGAAACUAUCCUGUCUCGACGAUGUUCAGUUUCGAGACCGUGCCAGAUGGCGAAUACCACACGGUGCAACUGCUCAUGGAGAAGAAGAAUUUCACCAUGACUGUAGAUAGUGGUGUGCCACGAACCAUUGUAAACGAAGGCCCCAACGACUAUUUGGAAGUGAAGACGCCGUUGUACAUCGGUGGUCUUCCACAAGAGGCCGCUACGCAGGCAUCCAGAUUCUGGCAUCUUCGGAAUACAUCCAGCUUUUUAGGAUGUAUGAAAGAGCUCUUUGUCAAUGGGAAGCCUAUGGAUAUCAUGAACGCCCGAAAGCAGCAACGAGUGUCUCCAGGCUGCUCAGAGUACGAUGAUCCGAAGCCAUGCAAAAACCACCUCUGCAAGCGAGGGAAGUGUGUUGCCGUGGACCGGUAUAAUUACGAGUGUAGCUGCAGAAGUGGGUGGAGUGGCCCGUUUUGUGACCAGGCACCAACCUGCCAGAAGGAACAGUAUCGGGAACACUUUGAAGAAAGGGGUUGCAAAUCCCACAAAAAGGUGAAGAUGGCCGAGUGUAUCGGUUCCUGCGGAGAGCACUGCUGCCGAGCGCAAAAGACAAAGCGGCGCAACGUCAAAAUGGUGUGUCCGACGGGGAGAACGUACACAAAGCAGCUGGAAGUCAUCCGCAAAUGUGGUUGCUCGCGAAAGUGCUAGGGAUCACGACAUGGCCCAUGUGCCACAGUGACGAUGCGGCCACCAUGUGCUGUUUUGAACACUAAUGACUGCUCUCUGCUAUGACACUUGAACUGCCACGCUCCAACCAGAGGUAGCGAACGUCACCUUUCCGCGAAACGUCGUCUUUACCUCAGCGACUGGCGCCAUUUGUUGACGACACUGCUGGCUUCGGAGUCAGAGGGACAUUGUGCGCAGCCGCCCAUUCAGAGGGAAGAGUUGGUGCUUGCCGUGGCAAAACGUCGUGACUCACAUUCGUUAAUAUCCCAGUGUCCCCCAUCCUCUACUCCUUCUACACAAUUCUGUAGAAUUGCCAAGUGCAAUCAUUGUUACUCUUAUCUCAUUAUUAUUUGUAGAGCACCUUACAUCGCAUACUGUUACACGUAAUAUGUAUCGCGGUUUGUGUAUGCAUCAACUCAUUGCAGUGUACAUGGUCACAACGCCAUUGUUUUCACGGGGUUUCUUAACAACUACUAAGUGCCAUUGGAUCUGCUAGAAAAAAGAAAAAGAAAGUGAUUCUUUGAGAGUACUUACGCGUGAACGUGGCUUACGGCUCAGAAGUGAGUUCUUCGGCUAAGGACGUAUUGGGUACGCCAUGAAAAGGCGUUACUGCGUGCUGCAGCUCGUUGGCAUGAAUGCCUAGAAUUCGGAACCGUUUACAGGCACAGCCGGGAUGCACGAUACACGUAGAGAAGUUGGUAGCGAUUUCUCUAUCACAGUUUCCCCUGCCUUCAGUAAGGCAGGCGAUGCACGACGCUUCCAUCUCGCGCUUCUAGGUCAUCGUCUCCUACAAUCACAGGCAUCUACCGCCAACCUUAUGAAUUUUGGUGCUGUGCACUGAAAUACAACUAAACGGCGUUCGCCUUGCUUUGCACCAAUAAGCGCACAGACUGCUCGCAGAUGCUGGAACCGCGGACCGAUCAUGCUCGCCAGCUCUUACUGACAAACCUCGCACUCUCGAUCUCCUUUUGCGGAUGGUGUUAUCCUACGCCACGUUAUCCUACGCUAGGUUUUCACAUUAUCGCAUAGUUCACAUAAUUUCUAUUUGUAAUCCAUACAAAAAUGCGUGACCUGCAACAAAUAGAGCAAGUGCAUGGACUUGUCUGUCUAGCUUUGAUUAGGGGAAGGCAGGCGCGAAAAACUUGUUGGUGAAACGCAGUUUAAGUUAAGUACUCGCUCUUGGUUUUCAUCGGUUCCUCAUGCGGUUCAAGCGAGAGCCACCAGACUGCUACUUAUUGGCGCAAGGCAAUGAUAUGAUUGUAGUUCAUAUUGUAGCGCACUGUACAUCACGCGUCCUAAGGCGAUCACAUAGAUAAUGUGUCAUCCAGGUAGCGGGUCACCAUCUCCAGGGAAGCGCUAGUAAAACAAACGUUUCUCAAUCUGACAGGACAUGGCACGGCACGACACGAAAAGAGUGCCGAAGUUUGUCCCUGUAGCACCGCGUACGUUUUUGGUUAAACAAAGGCGUAAGUUAAGCUUAAUGCGCAGUUAUCCGACGUGGACGGGUCAAUAUCGCAGACCACUAUGGCGCCGUGGUUGCAGGCCAGCGUUGGGUCCAUUCUUGUUUGAGAUAUUUAAGCAUUUGUAUAAAGUAGCUAACUAUUGUGUGAGAGUUCAACGUUAACACUGUUUACACGCGCAGAAAUAAGAUAUUCACUCUUAGACACACGAGGCGAAUAUCGUCCACGGUUUCUUUUUUUAAUGUAUGUAAAGUACAACGUGGCAUGUACAGUUAUGUGUAAACGCCCCUUGAGUUACACACAGGCACCCAAAAGUAGAUUGUACGAGCUGAUCUUUCUUCUUUGUUUUUAACCUGUAAAAACUUUGUGACAAAACAAGAGAUUUAUAUGUUGUAUGUAGAACCAGAGUCUGAUAAUAAAGUGUCCAAAUUGGUUC
Molecule: messenger RNA, 6603 nt
Organism: Ornithodoros turicata
Lineage: Eukaryota; Metazoa; Arthropoda; Arachnida; Ixodida; Argasidae
Gene: sli
Product: protein slit-like
Exons: 34
Coding region: 346-4689 (1447 amino acids)
Biological process (GO): axon guidance
Molecular function (GO): calcium ion binding; Roundabout binding; heparin binding
Source: RefSeq, a predicted model, not a curated record